Molecule: messenger RNA, 1974 nt
Organism: Lodderomyces elongisporus
Lineage: Eukaryota; Fungi; Ascomycota; Pichiomycetes; Serinales; Debaryomycetaceae
Exons: 1
Coding region: 1-1974 (657 amino acids)
Source: RefSeq, a predicted model, not a curated record
AUGCCCUUUUUCAAUAACUGUUUUCAAAAUGUCUUUGCAAAGGAUUCCGAACCCGCCAAACCCAAGGUUCGGUUUUUACUUCCAGGGGAGUCAUCAGGCUCACCAAUCUUAGAACCCAGCUCAGUCUAUAGGGACUCCAGGUAUCUAAGAAAAGCUGGAACUGAAACUUAUGGCGAGAUUUUUCAGAAUAAGCUGGAUUACACAGAGCCAUCAACGGGAAUACCAUUAAUUAGAAGGCGCGCUUUAGAAGCUGAGAAUGCAAAGCAGCCACCAAAGAACAGCCCUCCGCAUUUCUCUCCACCAAAGUCGAUCUUUGUACGCAUUGCGGAGGAUCCACGUGUUUUUCCCGAUGAUUUUAUGGAUAUGCUGGAUGGCACAGAAGUAUCAGUUGCGUCAGAAUCAGUUGUUUUGCAAAAUGCAGAGUCAAGUUUGAUCUAUGAUAAACUUAGAGGUCCAGUAAAUAUUGGAAUUGAUUUUUCCUCCGAGAGUCGCCAGACAAGGAGGGAGGAUAUAAUUACGGAAUCUGACACAGUAACAAUCCUGAGGAGUGCUUCACAAGUAGAGGAGGCAUCCAAUAACAGCUUCACCUCGCCCUAUGACAGUCCAAGCCAACUUCAAUUUCAUGUUGCUAAUGAAACCACAGAUGGAAACGCGGAUGUACCAUGUACAUCUGCCUUAUCAGAAUUUGAGUCUAGCUCGGUGUAUGAUGAUGAAAUCAUUCCGAGAGAGGCUCCAUAUCAUGUUGCUAUUAAAACCACAGAUGGAAACGCGGAUGUACCAUGUACAUCUGCCUUAUCAGAAUUUGAGUCUAGCUCGGUGUAUGAUGAUGAAAUCAUUCCGAGAGAGGCUCCAUAUCAUGUUGCUAUUAAAACCACAGAUGGAAACGCGGAUGUACCAUGUACAUCUGCCUUAUCAGAAUUUGAGUCUAGCUCGGUGUAUGAUGAUGAAAUCAUUCCGAGAGAGGCUCCAUAUCAUGUUGCUAUUGAAACCAUAGAUGGAAACGCGGAUGUACCGUAUACAUCUGUUAUACCAGAAUUAGAGUCUAGCUCGCCCUAUGACGUUCCAAGCGCAUUUCCAUUUCAUGUUGCUAUUGAAACCAUAGAUGGAAACGCGGAUAUACCGUAUACAUCUGUCUUACUGGUAUCAGCCCCCUUGUCAGAUGCUGUGAGCUCAGUUGAAAGAACCAAUUGGAAUAACCAAAACUCAGAGGACUGCGAUUUUGUUUCUGUGGAUAUUAGGAUUCCAGAGGAAAACGAUUCCUGUAUGAAUCAAUUAAAGGAGCCUAAAAAGAGUAGGAUACCACUGUUCAAAUUGUUUGCACGGCUCAAGAAGAGCAGAAAGACUCUGUUUAAACCGUUUUCAUGGUUCAAGAAGAGCAAAACGACUCUGUUCAAACCGUUUGCAUGGCUAAAGAAACGGGCAGAAAAGAAGGAGUUAAUAGAAAAAGUUGUUUUGGCUGAAAGUGAUGAUCAACAACAACAACUGCUGCUAAAAGAACAACAACAACAACAACAACAACAACAACAACUGCUGCUAAAAGAAGAACAACAACAACAACAACAACAACAACAACAACAACAACAACAACAACAACAACAACAACAACAACAACAACAACAACAACAACAACAACAACAACAACAACAACAACAACAACAACUACAACAACUACAACAACUAUUACAACAACAACAACUAUUACAACAACAACAACUAUUACAACAACAACAACUAUUACAACAACAACAACAACAACAACAACAACAACAACAACUAUUACAACAACAACUACUAUUACAACAACAACAACUAUUACAACAACAACAACAACUAUUACAACAACAACUACUAUUACAACAACAACUACAACAACAACAACAACUACUAUUACAACAACAACAACUACUACAACAACAACAACAACUACAACAACAACAACAACCGUCGUUACCUCAACCAUUUGAACUAGUGUGA